AUGGUUUUCAAGGUACAUAUUUCUUCUUAUUCCAGAGGAGUUCUAAUAGAAUUAGGGAAUCUUUCAAAACUGGAGAUAUUGAAUAUCGACAGGGCUUCUCUAACCGGAGAUAUUCCACCUUCGAUUUUCAACAUGUCUUCCUUGACAUACUUGAGCUUAUCUGACAAUCGUUUGUCGGGAAGUAUCCCAACUUUCCAAAAUCUACCGCAGCUUGUGGAGUUAUAUCUUGAGGAUAACAUGUUGACAGGUCAUAUUCCACAAUAUAUAUGGAAAUGCAAACAUCUUGAUACCUUAAUCUUAUACAACAACAAUCUUAGUGGAACCAUCUCUCGUGCAAUUGGAAAUACGAGCAUGCUUAGAAGGUUGGACUUGUCGUACAAUCAUUUCACAGGUGAAUUACCGAAAGAGAUUGGCACUCUACCAAAACUUGAGACUUUCACUGUGAGAAAUAAUUCUUUAUAUGGAUCCAUCCCAACUUCCAUAUUCAACAUUUCAACAAUGAAGGUUUUUGAAGCUGCAAAUAAUGAGUUUUCAGGCACUCUUCCAUCAGAUUUCGGGAAUUCACUAGUAAUUCUUGAACGACUCUAUUUGGAUAAUAAUAGACUCAGUGGCCCGAUUCCAAGCUCUAUCGCCAAUGCUUCUAAACUUACUUCGUUGAACAUGAAUACGAACUCCUUUAGUGGCUCCAUACCCGACUUUGGUAAUUUGAAGCUUCUACAAUCACUUCGGCUUUGGGAAAAUAAUUUAAGCGGAGCUGAAUUCCCAACUCGGGAAUUGACAUUUCUCUCUUCGUUAACUAAUUGUCGAUAUUUGAAGAGUUUGGGAAUAUCAGACAAUCCAUUGAACGGCAUUCUACCGGCUUCAAUUGGCAAUUUUUCCUCAUCUCUUAAGUAUAUUGUAGCAUCAAACAGUAACAUCAUGGGUGUCAUUCCUUCUGAAAUAGGAAACUUAAGUAGUUUGCUAAACAUAUUUUUGGCUGGUAAUCAGAUGAGUGGGCUCAUUCCACCAACAAUAGGAAAUUUGAAACAACUCCAAAUGCUAUAUCUUUUUGACAAUCAUUUGGCGGGAUCUAUCCCUAACGAUAUUUGCCGGUUGUAUCAUUUGGGGGAGUUGAGCCUUGAUGAGAACAUGCUUGUGGGUCCAAUCCCUGAAUGUUUGGGUGAUGUUAAAUCCUUGAGAUUGAUCUACUUAAAUUCCAACCAAUUGAAUUCCACCAUCCCUCCUACCUUAUGGAUGCUCACAGACCUUGUCAUUCUGAACUUGUCUUCCAAUCAUUUGAGCGGUCAAUUGUCAUCUCAAGUUGGAAAUUUAAAGAUGAUCAACUCCUUGGAUUUGUCAUCCAAUCAAUUUUCAGAUGUUAUUCCCAACUCAACUGAUGGUUGCCAAUCACUAACAUUUCUUCACUUAUCAAAUAAUAUGUUUAGUGGCUCCAUUCCUCAAUCACUUGGAGAAAUAAAGGGUUUGACUACGUUAGAUUUAUCUUACAAUAAUCUAUCUGGAUCAAUACCCAAGUCCUUAGAAGACCUUCCCUUUCUUCAAAAUUUUAAUGUUUCCUACAACAAGCUAGAGGGAAAAAUUCCAGAUGGGGGCAAUUUUCCUAAUUUCAGUGCUAUGUCUUUUUCCCACAACUUAGCUCUUUGUGGUCCUAUAAAAUUUCAAGUUGCACCUUGCUCAGAAAAUCAUCAUAGAUCAUGGUUAAAGAAACUCAUUGUGUCAUCAGUGGUUUUAGUUGUCGUCGUGGUCAUCGUAAUGCUUAUUCUCAUCAGAAAGUGUAAACAGAAAACAUUGGCACUCUCUGCUGAUAUUCCACCAUUAACUACUGAAUGUAGGAGAAUUUCUUAUAUAGAACUUGAACGAGGAACUAGUUCAUUUAGUGAAACAAACCUACUUGGAAGGGGUAGUUUUGGUUCUGUAUUCGAAGCAACACUUUCUGAUGGGUUGAAAGUUGCAGUAAAAGUGUUCAACUUGGAACUGCAAGGAGCAACAAGGAGCUUUCACGCCGAAACUGCUAUAUUGAGCAACAUUCGACACAGAAACUUAGUUCGAGUUAUUGGAUGUUGUUCUAAUAUGGAGUUUAAAGCAUUGAUCCUCACAUAUAUGCGUAAUGGGAGCUUGGAUACAUGGCUGCAUUCCGACGUGUAUCAUUUGGAUCUUAUACAGAGACUGAAGAUAGCACUCGAUGUUGCAGCAGCCUUGGAAUAUCUUCACCAUGGUCACACAUUCCCCGUUGUUCAUUGUGAUAUAAAACCAAGCAAUGUAUUGCUGGAUGAAGACAUGACUGCUCAUCUUACUGAUUUUGGUAUUUCCAAGCUUUUCGAUGGAGGAGAAACGUUCAUCCAAACUCAAACAAUGGCAACCAUCGGUUACGCAGCACCAGAGUUUGGAAUGGAAGGCAAAGUGUCGACAAAUGGGGAUGUAUACAGUUUUGGGAUAUUGCUGUUAGAGAUGUUCACUGGAAAAAGGCCAACAGACGAUAUGUUCGGUGAAGAAAGGAGCAUAAAAGAAUGGGUAAGUGAAGCAUUAGAGCAAAAUACAACAACUGAAUUGGUGGCGCUUGCUCUAUUAUCAAGGGAAGAUCAACAUUUUUCUGCCAAGAUGCAAUGUUUAUUGUCAAUGUUUGAAUUGGCAAUGAAAUGUUUAGCUGAUUCAGCAGAUGAAAGAAUCAACAUGAAUGAAGCAGCAACUGCUCUGCACAAGAUCUAUGCUAAAAUUGUGGCAGCUACAAGUACUCGUCGUCCACGAUCUGCUUUUUCUGUUAGUAUCGCCAACAAUGGGGUUUGA
This is a messenger RNA of Salvia splendens (bonfire salvia), 2781 nucleotides long. Its product is annotated as LRR receptor-like serine/threonine-protein kinase EFR. Gene Ontology annotation, molecular function: protein kinase activity; ATP binding; protein binding. Gene Ontology annotation, biological process: protein phosphorylation. The record is from RefSeq and is a predicted model, not a curated record. NCBI's taxonomy places the organism in Eukaryota, Viridiplantae, Streptophyta, Magnoliopsida, Lamiales, Lamiaceae. The coding region runs from base 1 to 2781 and encodes 926 amino acids. The transcript has 5 exons.